AUGCCCUUAAAAAAGGCAUUUGGUGAUGAUUAUCUGUUUUUUAAUAUCCUGAAAUCGUCAUCAGAAUUUACAGGGACCCUGCCUGCAAACGGGUUGGGUUUAGAUCCAGACCUGUUUGGCCGGGAUAUUGACAAUGUUGGACGUGAACCCGUGGUUUUCAGUGUAUGUGAACAAAUAUGGUACGAUUGGUUUUUGAGUAGUGUAACUGUAGGAGACAUGGAGGAUAAUGAGAGUAGUAACAACACUAGUGUGGAGAAAGAAGAGGAAGAAGAAGCAGAGGAGGAGGUUCUCAAGAAGAAAAUCUCUAACCAUCCUUUGUAUGGACUUCUGGUUGAUACUCACUUGGAAUGUUUAAAAGAGGCAUACAGUUGUGCGCUAAGAGAGUUGAAAGAAGCAUUGGAACAACCACAGAAAGAGGCAAUAGCUUGCAUCGAUAGCAUUCAAGCACAGCUGAGGGAGUUAACCAUAUGUGAUACUGUUGCACCCGAUCAUCAUCAACCUUCCACCUCAUCUUCAGUUGAUUCCAGUAAUGAUCCAAGACUCCAAGUUGAGUAGAUUGGAACAGGACCGCCAUUUUGGGUUUUAACUGUUUUCUAUCUAAUAUCUAUGUAUAUGGAAGAAACGAACAGUUAAUCGAGCGGGAGUGGGCCGGGCAGUUUGCGCGGCCCAACCUAAGAUCAACAUUUUGUGUAACAAGACGAGUAUUUGAA
This is a messenger RNA of Tripterygium wilfordii, 710 nucleotides long. RefSeq lists its product as uncharacterized. Gene Ontology annotation, cellular component: nucleus. Gene Ontology annotation, molecular function: DNA binding. The record is from RefSeq and is a predicted model, not a curated record. The transcript has 4 exons. The coding region runs from base 1 to 555 and encodes 184 amino acids. Lineage: Eukaryota; Viridiplantae; Streptophyta; Magnoliopsida; Celastrales; Celastraceae.